AUGGCCAUGAAACGAAGUGUGAUCGUGUUCGGCGCCACAGGCGAUGUGGGCUCUGCGGCAGCACUACAGGCUCACCAAGACGGUGCCAAAGUUUCUCUCGCCGUCCGAGACCCGACAAAGCCAAUCCCCAGACUGGACAACAUUGAGUUCGACAAAAUUUCAGCUGAUCUCACCAAGCCCGAAACCGUCGAAGCUGCUGUCCGUCAAUCAGGCGCCACUGUGGCCUUCAUUUAUGUUGUCGGAGACGGUCAAAUGAGGGCCAGCCUUCUCGCCCUCAAAGAAGGCGGGGUCAAGUCUGUGGUUUUCUUGAGUAGCUUUACGGUCACGGGUGAUAUUCAUGCCACGCCCUCUACCGAUUUUAUCGCUUACCGCCACGCACAAUUGGAAAUUCAAUUGGAGGAGGUCUUCGGGAAUGAGGGCUUUGUUUCAAUUCGCCCGGCUUACUUCUCAAGCAACAUUCUCAACUUCAAGAAGGGUAUCUUGGAAGGCGAAGUCGAGUUGCCCAACCCUGACGCAGAAUUCGACUGGAUUUCACCUGAUGAAGUCGGACGGGUUGCUGGCAAGAUCCUUGCUCAUGGCUCCCAGGAUCAUGCUGUGGGGAUUGUUGGACGAGAGAAGCUGUCGCUGAGGGAUGGACUGGGUGUUAUUGGUGAGGUUUUGGGAAAGUCCAUUAAAAUCGUCAAGAUUGGAGAAGAAGAGGCAGUGAACCAACUUUGUGAGAUUGGGAUUCCCUUGCCGGUUGCCGCUUGGAUAGUCCACGAUGCGGUGUACGAUGCAGGCAAAACACUGCGUGCAGAUGAGUACCCAGAAGCCUCGAAAAGUGUGCUCAGGUACACCGGAAAGGCCCCAAUUGGGCUGAAGGAGUGGAGCGAAGAAAACAGGCAGAGAUUUGAGUUCUAA
Penicillium olsonii is the source of this 900-nucleotide messenger RNA. The record is from the annotation of a GenBank genome assembly. NCBI's taxonomy places the organism in Eukaryota, Fungi, Ascomycota, Eurotiomycetes, Eurotiales, Aspergillaceae.